AUGUCGAAGAGCAACGGAGCUGCUCGUAGCUGUUUAGGCUCGAUGGAAGACAUCCGAAAAGUUUUCCAGCGAUUCGACAAAAACGGAGACGGCAAAAUCUCCGUCGACGAGCUCAAGGAAGUGAUCCGCGCGCUGAGUCCAUCGGCAUCACCGGAGGAGACAGUUACGAUGAUGAAACAGUUCGAUCUCGACGGAAACGGAUUCAUCGACAUGGACGAGUUCGUCGCUCUUUUCCAAAUCGGUGUGAAUCCAGGAGGCGGAAACAGCAAAAGCGAUCUGAAGGAAGCGUUUGAGCUCUACGAUCUGGACGGUAACGGACGGAUCUCGGCGAAAGAGCUUCACUCGGUGAUGAAGAAUCUCGGCGAGAAGUGCUCGGUGCAGGAUUGUAAGAAGAUGAUUAGCAAAGUUGAUACUGAUGGUGAUGGUUCCGUUAACUUUGAGGAGUUUAAGAAGAUGAUGAACAACGGCGGAGCUUGA
Molecule: messenger RNA, 477 nt
Organism: Microthlaspi erraticum
Lineage: Eukaryota; Viridiplantae; Streptophyta; Magnoliopsida; Brassicales; Brassicaceae
Source: the annotation of a GenBank genome assembly